Messenger RNA from Pieris napi, 2534 nucleotides. Its product is annotated as E3 ubiquitin-protein ligase TRAIP. Bases 407 to 1645 code for a protein of 412 amino acids. The transcript is spliced from 8 exons. The record is from RefSeq and is a predicted model, not a curated record. NCBI's taxonomy places the organism in Eukaryota, Metazoa, Arthropoda, Insecta, Lepidoptera, Pieridae.
CUGUAUACCUAAGAUUUACGUAAAAAUUGCUGAAAAGUGAAAACUAACACGUAUUGUUAUGGGUCAAGCGAUGAUAGCGACAUCUGCAAUAAGCUUGCGUUUUCUCCUCAAUUAUCUUAGCAGUUAUGUCAUAUUUCAAAGUUUCAAAUGAAAUGUCAUUGUUGUCAACAAUAAAAAAACGCGCAUACUUUUGAUUUUUUUUCUGUUUAAACUUUGAAAUUUGAAUAUUUUGUUUCGAACUUUACUUGUACUAACUUAGGUUAAAAAUGCGAAAACUUAUUAAUAGAGAGUAUUUUUUUAUCUAAAAUUAUCGUGCGUGGUUUUCUAUUUGUUCUCAUUACAUGAUUUUUGCAAUAAAUUGAUAACCUCAUCUAAACAAUACGUUUGAAUAAAUAUCAGUAAUAAAAUGCACCUACUAUGUACAAUCUGCAGUGAUUUAUUAAACCAAUCUGAAAAUAUCUAUGUUAUCAAGUGUGGUCAUUUGUUUCACUAUCACUGUAUAAAUCAAUGGAUAAGCAGAUCGAAAUCAUGUCCUCAAUGUCGCAUCAAUGUAACAGAAAGGUGCAUGUUCAGGCUUUAUCCAACCAUUUCAAAUGAUGUUACUGUUGAAGAUGUUACAACAUUGCAGUCAAGGCUGGAUGAUUUACAACUGCAAUUACGACAAGAAAAAACAAAAUGCAAAGAGAAAGAUAAUCAAAUUAAAGAAUUUAUUCUUAAUAUAAAAAAGAUAGAAGAUUCGCUGCAAAGUUCCGAAAAAAAGUUGGUUGAAAAAACAUCUGCUGUUAUAGCUUUGAAAGACCAAUUAAAAUAUGUCCAAAUACAAAAUAAAGAGGUUCACAAACUUAAGUCGGAAAAUGAAGCACUCAAUAAAUAUGUCAAGACUUCAACUGAACUAAACAAAGUAUUGAAUGCGUGUUACGAUGAGGUGGAAAAAAUGAUAGAAGAUUACGACGAUAUACGGACUUUAGCCACAUUUGCAACGGCAUUAAAACGUGCUUUAUGUGAUUCAGAGAAGAAGAAAAACCAUUAUCGCGAUCAAGCACACCUGUUAAAGCAAAAGUUGGCAAGUGAAAAGACUAGAGUGGAAACUCUUCAAAGAAAUGUAGACCAUAUGUCAAUCAAUGUUACGCCGACGUCACACGAUGUACCAAAAAUCUCGAAAUUCGAAAUUAGAGCAGAACCCGAGAUUGCUGAUAGCAAACGUGAAGUUGUGGCUCCAGUACGUUUGGUGAAUUCAAUAGAACAAUCGGACUCACCAUACUUAUCGUUGAAGCAAAGUAGCCUUCCCUUAACCGCACUACAACGGAGACCGAAUCAACAAUUACUUGAUAAAAAUCUUAAGCCGUCAGAAUUUGCACUAUUCAACUCUAUAAAAAUGACCUGCCAAAACUUCAAAGAAAAAGAGAAAGGUAGCAUUUUCCACAAAAAGGAAAAGCCAGAAGUAAAUUUAUUGAAAGAAAAUGUAACCGAUAUGAACACUUCAUAUGAUGGACUUGGUGGUCAUUCUAAACUGGACAUAUUUCCACAGCCAAGUACAAGUAAUAUGACGCGCAUUCCCAAGCUUUCUGUGAAACACAAGCUAAAACGACCCAAUAGUCAAGACGUAAACGAGGUACAAAUCAAUAAAUACUUCAAAAAGGUGUAAAUAGCGAUUGCUUUUAUAAUGUUAUCAAUUUAAUCCUCGAAUUUGCCUAGAAUGAGGAAAUUUUGACUAUGAUUAUUGUUUAUACAUUAUGAUUCUACGUCCAAAGUUAUGUUUUUUUUUCGCAGGGUAUUUUGCUAGAUAUAAAAAGAAAGAAAUAGGUGAUUUUCUUAAUUGUACCUGUAUAAUGCCAUUUAAUCUUAACAUGUUAAGGUCCGUACUCACAUACGGUAUUACUCGAUCGAGCUGAACUGUCGAGUAAAACCCAUGGCAUGGACUUUCAUCCACACAUUGAACAUUUUUAUCGUGAUUGAAACACGUGUUUUUAAGAGAAAUGGAUUUGCGAGUUUAUUCCAAAAGCGCUAUAGAAGACUUUAUUAACACAUAUAGAUAGUGUGAGUGUUUAUGGAAUGUCAAGUCCAAAGAUUACUCCCACAAAAAUAAGAGAAAUGAAUGUUAUGACAAAUUACUAGCUGUGCUUAACGAUUUUCUUAUAAAGCACUGUGAGACUUGCUAAAUACAGCCACCGCCUCCUUUGUUGCACAGACAUCCUUUGGCUCGAACGGUUCGGUGAAUACUGAACGGCGCGCCUCACUCGAUAGAUCAAUGCUCAAUGUGUGGACGAAAGCCCAUGCCAUGGGUUUUACUCGACAGUUUAGCUCGAUCGAGUAAUACCGUAUGUGAGUACUAACCUUAAGAUAUAUUUGUUGUUAUUAAGUUAUACUAUCCGUCUAUUAAUUUAGUUGUAUUAAGCAUCAAUAGUAUUUUGUGAAGGUAAGGAUAACAUUUUUGUGAACAUAUUUUUAUAAUUAAAAAAAAACAUCACUAUGGGCCAAAACUGUUACUCUAGCUGCUUCAUAAUGCAAUAAUAUAAGUCUUAAACCACAAGUCA